Andrographis paniculata is the source of this 1825-nucleotide messenger RNA. Its product is annotated as oligouridylate-binding protein 1B-like. Bases 140 to 1447 code for a protein of 435 amino acids. The transcript has 12 exons. NCBI's taxonomy places the organism in Eukaryota, Viridiplantae, Streptophyta, Magnoliopsida, Lamiales, Acanthaceae. Gene Ontology annotation, molecular function: mRNA binding. The record is from RefSeq and is a predicted model, not a curated record.
UUUUCUUUUUUUUCUUUUUUUUUUCUUCGUUUUUUUAGUCCUUUGUAGAUUUUCCCCAUUUCUUCUUCGAAACCCUAAGACUCGAGAAUCUUCUCCGAUCGUUCGUACGUUCCGAUUGUCGGUUUAGAUUCAUUUGAAUAUGCAGAACCAGAGGAUGAAGCAGCAGCAGCAUCAGGCGUUGUUGCAGCAAGCUCUCCUUCAGCAGCAGUCGAUUUAUCACCCUGGUCUUCUCGCUGCUCCGCAGAUUGAACCAUUUCCAAGUGGAAAUCUACCUCCUGGGUUUGAUGCAAGUACAUGCCGCAGUGUGUACGUCGGGAACGUUCAUACACAGGUCACUGAGCCACUCAUUCAGGAAGUUUUUUCUAGUACUGGUCCUGUGGAGUCCUGCAAACUUAUUAGGAAAGAAAAGUCAUCAUAUGGAUUUGUCCAUUACUUUGACCGUAGAUCAGCUACGGUUGCAAUGAUGACCCUCAAUGGAAGACAUCUGUUUGGCCAGCCUAUUAAAGUUAAUUGGGCAUAUACAACUGGUCAGAGGGAGGAUACAUCUGGUCACUAUAACAUUUUUGUUGGUGAUCUCAGCCCAGAGGUUACUGAUGCCAUGCUGUAUGCAUGCUUUUCUGUUUACCCUAGUUGCUCUGAUGCAAGGGUUAUGUGGGAUCAAAAGACUGGCCGUUCCAGGGGUUUUGGGUUUGUUGCCUUCCGGAACCAGCAGGAUGCUCAAAGUGCAAUAAAUGAUUUAACUGGUAAAUGGCUGGGCAGUAGGCAGAUUCGUUGCAACUGGGCAACAAAAGGUGCGGGAACCGGUGAUGAAAAGCCAAAUUCGGAGACCAGAAGUGUUGUUGAGCUUACAAAUGGUUCCUCAUCAGAAGAAGUUAAAGAGGCUGCAAGUAGUGAUGCUCCUGAGAACAACCCUCAAUACACCACUGUUUAUGUCGGCAAUCUUGCCCCAGAGGUAACCCAGGUUCACCUCCACCGCCACUUCCAUUCAUUUGGCAUUGGAUCAAUCGAAGAAGUGAGAGUUCAGCGCGACAAAGGGUUUGGUUUCGUUAGAUACAGCACCCAUGCUGACGCCGCCAUGGCUAUUUCAAUGGGAAAUGCACAGCCAUUCCUGUGUGGCAAACCAAUUAAGUGCUCAUGGGGAAGCAAGCCAACACCACCCGGAACAGCCUCAAACCCUCUCCCGCCCCCGGCACCAGCACCAGCACCAGCACCUGUACCUGCCUCCCUGACAGGUUUUUCUUCAGCAGAAUUUUUGGCAUACGAGCGACAACUUGCAAUGAGCAAAAUGGCCGGCAUGCAUUCCCUGAUGCACCACCCACCAGGGCAGCAUAGUGCCGCCGCUCUCAAGGCAUCUAUGGGGAUGGGCGGUGCUGGCGCUGCCCCGGCCAUGUACGAUGGUAGCUUCCAGAAUAUGGCUGCUGCACAGCAGCUCAUGUACUAUCCGUAAGACCUCCGUCGAUCUCCCUCCCUCCGUCCCUACUUAUAUUUGUUCUUUUUGCUACUUAUUAGUAAUAGAAAUAGUAUUAUGAUUAUUAUUGUAACAUUAUGGUUUUUCCGGGAAGGCUCGCCCUUCACUGCUGAAUAUAUAUAUAUCUAUCUAUCUAUCUAUCUAUCUAUUUGUGCUGGAGAGUGAGAGAGAUGGAGAGAGAGAGAGAGAGGUGUAUUGUGUUGGUCUAGUAGUAGUAUUAUGAUGAUGUAUGUGAGUGUUGUUUUCUUGUUGGAAUGAAGAAGUGAGUGGCUUCCUUCUAGUUUAUUGUUACCUUUUGGUAUUCACGAUCAGAUUUAUGUAUCAAUAUCAUGAAUGGAUUGGAUUGGUUUGGUUUUA